AUGGUGAAAGUCAAACCUGCAUCGGCGAGGCCAGCGCUUCAAGAUGCCAGCAAUCAGGCAAACCAAGCCACCAACCCUCCUGCAGCGGAUGCGAAGCCCGUCGAAAAGCCUGCUAAGACUACGACUGAAGCUCCUGCAUCAGCCCCGAAGGCUAAUGCCACCGCUGGCAAGAAACGCAAGUCGGAAACUUCCUUAGACGACGAUAUCGCUGCGUAUAAGCAGGACCUUUCCCAUAUCUCAACUGAGGGUUUCUAUAUCGACAUGAAAUGCAACUAA
This is a messenger RNA of Daldinia caldariorum, 276 nucleotides long. RefSeq lists its product as uncharacterized. The transcript is spliced from 2 exons. The coding region runs from base 1 to 276 and encodes 91 amino acids. The record is from RefSeq and is a predicted model, not a curated record. Lineage: Eukaryota; Fungi; Ascomycota; Sordariomycetes; Xylariales; Hypoxylaceae.